This is a messenger RNA of Neurospora tetrasperma FGSC 2508, 1730 nucleotides long. Its product is annotated as ATPase family AAA domain-containing protein 1. NCBI's taxonomy places the organism in Eukaryota, Fungi, Ascomycota, Sordariomycetes, Sordariales, Sordariaceae. Gene Ontology annotation, molecular function: ATP binding; ATP hydrolysis activity. Bases 184 to 1428 code for a protein of 414 amino acids. The record is from RefSeq and is a predicted model, not a curated record. Gene Ontology annotation, cellular component: mitochondrial outer membrane. The transcript is spliced from 3 exons.
UGCUGCUGCCCGGUGCAUGCCGUUCGCUUCAUUACAUUAGCCCUUGUUUCUCUGUACAUCUUGUAUCCCCUUGCCAGUCCUCCGAUCACGACGUCCACGACAAAAGAGUCCUCAAAUCUUGGAUGCGACCCGCGGGCUGUCACUCCCCUCCCGACCCGCCCAGGGCUCACUCUACAAGUCAAAAUGACCGAUAAUAAGCGUGUGGCCAAGGACAUCAUGUCCGGGCUGCUACUAGCUGCUACCACAAUAUCCGUAUACUUCAUCUUCCGUGACUACGUCGCCCCCCACGUCGCAAAGCUCAUCGAUCCCGACCGUGCUAAGCACGAUCAAAACAGGCUGAAAGCUCAACAAAAUCUGGCCAGGAUACAAAAGUCACGAGACAAAUCCAAGGUUGCCAACGACGAGUUCGCCGACGAUGAGGUCCCCGGAGACUCACCCUCCAGCGUGCGGGUUGAGGACCUCGUUCUCAACGAGUACGAGAGCCAGGUAGCGCUGGAAGUAGUUGCGCCCGAGGACAUCCCGGUUGGGUUCGACGAUAUCGGCGGUCUGGACGAGAUUAUCGAGGAGGUCAGGGAAGCUAUCAUUUACCCGCUCACGAUGCCGCAGCUCUAUUCGCAUGGCGGCACGCUACUGUCCGCGCCUUCGGGCGUCUUGCUAUAUGGCCCUCCUGGUUGCGGAAAGACUAUGCUGGCGAAAGCUGUGGCGCACGAGAGCGGCGCCUCGUUUAUCAAUCUGCAUAUCUCGACUCUUACAGAAAAGUGGUACGGCGACUCUAACAAGCUUGUUCGCGCAGUGUUCUCGCUUGCGCUAAAGCUGCAGCCGGCCAUCAUCUUCAUUGAUGAGAUCGAUGCCGUCUUGGGAACAAGGAGAAGCGGAGAGCAUGAGGCUAGCGGCAUGGUCAAAGCCGAGUUCAUGACUCUCUGGGAUGGUCUUACCUCUACCAACUCUCUCGGCCAACCCGCCAGAAUUAUGGUCCUUGGCGCAACCAACCGCAUCAACGACAUUGACGACGCCAUUCUCCGCAGAAUGCCCAAGAAGUUCCCCGUCCCGCUUCCAGGCAAGGACCAGCGCCGGCGUAUCCUUGAGCUCGUCCUCGCCGAUACAAAGCGCGACCCCGGAUUUGAUCUGGAGUACAUUGCUAUGGUAACGGAAGGCAUGUCUGGAAGCGAGCUCAAAGAGGCCUGCCGUGAUGCGGCCAUGGUUCCCAUGAGGGAGGCUAUCCGGAACCAAAAGGCCGCAGGAAAGUCGAUAAAGAAGCUGGAUCCCAAUACGGUGCGUGGUUUGCGCACGAAUGAUUUUUUUGGUCGCAAGGGUGGCGCGCCCAGUUUGGCGGCGGACAGCCGUCCCAGUUCCAUCAGGCCAGAGGCGGCCAUGAGCACGAGGGAGAUCUAUGAAGUCGAGACCGAGACCGAGGACAUUUUGUCUUAAUGUUUGGUUGUGGGCAGUACCCCCGAGAAAUGGGAACUAAAGAAGAAACACAGUGCCAGCCAAGCAGGCAGCAUUAUUGCGGGAUCAAAGGACAGCGAAGAAACUUUGGAAAGUAUCACGAGCGUCAUACGAUCAUUGCCAAAGACUUGCUAGGGCAUUUGUUCUGACCAGGUAGAGGAAUUGGAACAGUACACACUCCGAAACAGGAGGCGGAGGCGCAGUUUAUCAAACCCAUAGAACGCACCGUUUACUGGUAGCCUUACUUUGGUAUCUCCAGCUUAUCUUGGUUUCUGGAAGUCUUA